Messenger RNA from Arachis stenosperma, 651 nucleotides. RefSeq lists its product as uncharacterized. NCBI's taxonomy places the organism in Eukaryota, Viridiplantae, Streptophyta, Magnoliopsida, Fabales, Fabaceae. The record is from RefSeq and is a predicted model, not a curated record. The coding region runs from base 1 to 651 and encodes 216 amino acids. The transcript has a single exon.
AUGCAGAAUCAAAAUGCUGCCAUCAAGAAACUGGAGACACAAAUUGGUUAUCUAUUCAAGCAGCUUUCUAACCACAACUUCUGCAAUAAUAACAAUUCAAGCAAAGAAGAGGAGUGUCAAGCUAUAACACUUAGGAGUGGGAAGGAACUUAAGGAACUCUCCCAAAAACCACAAGAAGAAGGCUCAACUGAAAAGGGAGAAGAGCAAGAUGGAGUUCAAACUCCCACUUCAAGUCCACAAAAAGAAAAAGGGAUGCCAAAACUGAACAUCUCAAGAGCUCCAUAUCCUCAGCAGUUGAAGAAAAAGGAAGAUGACAACCAGUUCGUGAGAUUCUUGGAAAUCUUUAAGAAACUACAAAUCAACAUACCCUUUGCUGAAGCAAUAGAACAAAUGCCACUCUAUGCCAAGUUCCUGAAGGAGCUAAUGACUAAGAAGAGAAGCUGGAAGAACAAUAAGACUAUGAUACUAACUGAAGAAUGUAGUGCUAUCAUCCAGCACAAACUACCCCAGAAGUUGAAGGAUCUUGGGAGCUUUCAGAUCCCUUGUAUUAUAGGGGAAAUCACAGUAGAGAAGGCCCUUUGUGACUUAGGAGCCAGCAUCAAUUUGAUGUUAGUAGCAAUGAUGAGGAAGAUGAAGAUCGAGGAGGCUUAA